AGAUGGCUGCAAGAUAACGGAAUCAGGAAGCUUACUAAACGCGUUUUCAAAAAUUUGACUAAUUUGGAAGAGCUGUGAGUAUGAUAAAAAAGAAUUGUAUCUUUACAAAAAAAACAAAACAAUAAAAUAUGGACUCUUUCAAUAUCAAUGUUCUCCUCCUUUAAAUGGGAAGAGUAUUCGAAAUGAAAUCCCCGCAUAUCGCAGCGAGGUUAGGUUUAUACAAAACGCGCGCAAGCAAAAAUAUUUGAUGGAUUCUAAUUAAAUGUACACUGAUUUCAUAAAAGCACAUGAUGGGCCUAAUUUAGGUCGCUUAGAAAACGUACAAUUGAGAGAGAUUUUAUUAUAUUAACGUUACAGAGGGCAGCGUAACCGAGAGCCUCAGACUCAAAAUCCACUGAUCCUGAAUUUCUUUGACUUGCUGUGCUGACGUGGUCCCACUGCCUUAGGAGAAACCAGCCACUGUUAUUACUAAACUAAUCAUAACCAUUAUGAUUUCCUCAAUGUGACUGGUGCAUCAGCUGCUAUAUAUUUCACUAAUUACUUUGUACAGGUGUAAUCGGACAGUUGGCUGUAGUCGGACACUUGUGAUCGGACAAACAAUCAAUUACCCUUAAAAAAAAAAAACUGGGAAACUUCCAAAUUUUGAGGUUAAUUCCCUUCGAUAGAAGGUUUUUGCAAACAUUUUUGGUCUUUCAAAAAUUGAGAUCGAAAUUCGCUGGUCUCGGGUUCUGACAAGCAGGUGUUCCCCGGUAGUCUUGGGUUCCAUUGCUGUACACUGUUUUCCUCCCAUCACCCGGUGUUACUAGCUCAGUGCACUUCCACCAUAUAAUAUAACAGCAACAUAGCAUACUACAAAUGCUUAGAGUGUUUUCAAACACUGUUUCACUUUUUAUGGGAAUUACAUUUCAGCUGGAAUUAUUUUUUCUGAAAGGUUAAUGCAUUUUUCCUUGAAAAUUUCAGGGAUUUGUCUGAUAAUGAAGUUGAGGAUCUCCCCCAAGAAAUCUUCAGCAAUCUGACAAAUCUCAAAACGCUGUAAGUCAACAACAAAACAAACAAUUAAAUGCACGACAAUAAAAAAAUCUUUUCUCUGAAAUUUCUCGAGUUGUAAAACUUUCUCCAUUUCUGCGUGAAUUUAAAACACAAAAUAAAUAAAAGUUUUGAACUUGAAAUUGACUUUUCGUUAAAUGUUAUCAAUCCGUAUGUCUUUCGACUUAAUCUAAUUAAACCUGUUCAUUAAAACGUGUCUCACCAAAUGAAUGCAAAACAUAUAUCUGUGUAUCAUAGAGAUAUGUAAGGAUAUCGUUAUUUGGAUCUUACCAGUUGCCGCCAUAAUCUACGGGGACUUUCUGCUUUGCAGAUAAACGUGGUGUGUGGUUAAUUGCUUUAAUAUUGCAGGCUUUUGUCCAACAAUCAAAUAAGAACUUUACCGCCAACGAUUUUUCCUAACCUAACCAAGCUGGAGAAAAUGUGAGUAGUGAUGGAUAGUUUGCAUGACUGAAUAAUUGUAAGAGAGAAUUAUUCUCUCUAGUUAAUUACUAAUCGAUUGAUCGAUCGAUGAUGGGAAUUUGAAUUUUGGAGUAAAAAAAAAAAUAGACAAACAAGAAAGGAAACGAAAACAGUUACAGAAAAUUUCAAAAAGAUACCCAAUGUAAAGUACGAAGAUAUAGUUGUUUAGAGGGACUUUCUAAGAAUUGCUUUUCAAUUCGAUAAUUUUGGAGUUACUGAGGUCAAACACAAAUUAAUUUAAUUUUAUACAUUGUCAAAAGUAAUCAAAGAUUGCUCUCGUUUUACUUUAUUCCCUCUAUGAUUAAUCUUAAAACCUGUGCCACCCUCUCAACCAGUCGCACACCAAACUAAAACCAAUCGCCACUUGAUCACUCGCGUUUCCGGCGCCUUUAGCCUGGUGCCUGGAUUGUGUGUACCUUUAAUGUAGACUGAAUCCAUAAUCUCCCUUUGCUUUGAUCUGUCAUUGUGAUCCACUCGGGCUCUUGCUUUUGGACACUCAACCGAAGGUUACACGUAGUACUGACCGCUGAUAUUACAUUCAACUUUUAAAUGAAAAGAAAACUGGUCAAUAGCAUAUCUAUGAUUUGCAAUUCAACAGAAAAAUUGAAAAUAAUAAACUAAAGGAGCUGCAUCCUAAACAGUUUCGGGGACUGGUAGAGCUGAAUGAACUGUGAGUAGUUCAUGAACAUUUAUGUAUCGCACAAGUUUUAAAUCUAGGCAUCUAUCAAAAGCGAAAAUGUCCUAUCGUGCCGGUAGCAUAACUUGGCCUAAAUGCUAAAUUUGUUCAUUACUACCAGUGGAAAAAUGCCCACUCCGAUCUAUCUUCCCAUAUUUUUAAGACAUUGUUUUAUUUCCCGGAAUUCCUGAUUUUAAUUUAUGAUGAGGGUCUGGGUAGAUUCCUUUUCUUGGUGCUGGCGAUUUUUGUAUAAGAUGGGCCGGUUUGGACAAGUGGCUUUUCAGUACCAGGUAUAUUUUGUCAUACAACCUUGGACAUUUUGCAGUUUAUCCAUAACAGAAAUCUCCUGAUUCCUAGACUAUCAAUUAUCUUUCUCCAUACAUUUCUCGUAAUUAUAUUGCAAUAUUCUCAUAAUCUCUUUCCUACUUAUGAAAACAAUUACCAAUGUCCAGUUCUUUAAUCCGUUAUGUUCAACAUUCAUUUCAUUUUCUUCCUUUCUUCUUCAUGAGCUAUCUAUCGGGAAACAAACUCAGAUACUUCCCACAAGGAAUUUUUAAAGGCUUAAAGCAGCUAUUGAUUAUGUAAGUAAACUAUGAAAUUCAUUUGGUGAGUAAUGUGUUUUUGAAAUAACAUAUCAGGACAUUUGAAUGCAUUUGAUUUUACCUCAAAUGAUAAUUUUCACAUCAAUGACGAAACAUUGCACCUUUCCUGUUACUCUGUAUGAUUUUGUUGCACUUUAUUUUUGUUAGAGAAAUUGUUGAAAACGAAAUGACUCAGGUCUCCGUCGACAACUUCAAAGAAAUUAGACAGUUGAAAAUUCUGUGAGUGUUAUAAUUAAUCAAGUAAUCACCAAGUUGAGAGACGAACCUGGUUACCUUGAGGUGUUCAAACUAUUGAAAUAUGAUGGAAACACACCAAAACGAUGCUUUUGUCGUAAAAGCUUCUUACCUCAUCUGUAACUCACCGGUAAAUACUUUCCUGCCUGCAGAUUGAUUAUUUGCUUAGAGGGAGUAAGUUUGUAGAGAAACUUUGGUGCUGCGUUAAUGUGGGGUAUUUCAAGAUAUUUGGUGUCAUUCCAUAUUAAAACUCUCAUUAGUUUAGAGCGUACAGUCAAUAUACAUAAGCGUAUGAACGUGACAUGAUAACCGAUAUCUGCAUCAGGUAUUGGGUUAUCAAGUGAAGUUCAAAGUCUGACCAAUUGCCAAGCCCCUCGUCAGUGUAACGUCUUGAAACUUUUGCAAACUCAGAGAGAAAUGUCUUUUGCAGAGUGUUUUAAAAAAUGUACAAUAAAACAGUGGUUGAAUUCGGUUUUUCCAUGAUAUCAUGGUUUCGGCGGAAAACUCAGACCUUAGCGUUAUAAUAGUAUCAUGGUCAAUCUCAUCCGAUAUUUAACUAUUAUCAACUGAGUUGGUGAUGUAAACUGGCCAGUCUGAAGAGCCUCAGAAGCUGAUGUCUUGAGCAUUAGCCCUUCGUCUAAGAAUGGAGGAAUUGUAAAUUGUAAGUGGUUUAUAUAAAGGAAAAAGAAGCUUCGCGAUUAGAGGGAACCUGGCAACGAGAUAAACAAGAAUAAAAUAGUUAAAUGAAAAAAGACUUCGUUGACGGUGUUGGAAUUAAGAGAAUCUAUUUGAAAGAUUAAUUUUUGUUGUGGAGUUUUGCGGCUUUUCAUCAUUACAUUUUUAUCUAUUAAUUUCCAGGUAUAUGCAGUACAACAAGAUGAGGGAGAUUUUUCGAUGUGUUGAAGGAUAUACUGCGAGUGUAAGAUUUUGAUAAAAUUCAUUCGCAAAUUUUUUGUUUUUGAGCAAAGCUAUAUAUUCUGAGUAGACAACAUCAUAGAGACAUUCAAGCUAAGUUUUUGAUAUGAGUAUUGAAGACUCGGAUACUUAAAAAAAUGUUUUGUACAAGUCCAUGGAUAACUCCAGCGAUCAGUUUCUGAUAUAUCUUAAAAGCAAGCUUUUGCCGACAAGGUCUAUAAAAUUUAAUGAAAUAACUUUCCUGAGCUGAUGAUAUUUCACAACUGUAGGAGUUUCGACACAAAUCUGAUGUGUUGUCAUUUGCACAAGCAGGACGCCGAUUGUGCUUUCACAUACAACGACGACUUUGCCAACUGUGAGAGCAUGUUUAAGAAUUUUGCCCCAAGAAAGAGUAUCUGGGCGAUAGGAAUCUUUUCUCUGGUUGGUGCAGUGUUUGUUAUCACUUGGCGAGUAAUCUUUAAAGAAAAGAACGUGGUACAGUCUAUCAUGUUGCUCCACUUAGCAGUGUCCGAUGGUUUGAUGGGUAUUUACCUGGUCUCUAUUGGCACUAAAGAUAUGUUGUGGAGAGGAGAGUAUUACUUGCAUGACUUCCAGUGGAGGUCUGGUUUGUCUUGUCAAAUAAUUGGAGCGAUCUCCCUCUUGUCAAGUGAGGUGUCGGUUAUGAUGAUGACUCUGAUAUCUGCUGAUCGGCUUAAAAAUAUUGUGUUUCCUUAUCAGGGUGCUUCUCUGAAACCAAAGGCAACACAUAUCCUAUGCAUCAUCAUAUGGGCAAUUGGCUUCCUUAUGGCCUUUUUGCCCAUGUUUGGUAUUCAGUAUUUUGAAGACCAUUUCAGGUACCAUAAUUAUUAUGGUAGAAGCGUGGUAUGUCUGCCCUUGCAGCUUACUUCUGAUAAGCCGGCAGGUUGGGAGUAUUCUGUCGCUAUCUUUCUCGCUUUGAAUUUUGCUUUUUUCUUGUUCAUCAUGGGUGCUUAUCUCAUGAUACUAGUCAAGUCUUACUUGUCUAGCCGGCGACUGGCCCGUCAGGGUACUGAAAGAGAGAUCCAGGCCAGAAGAGCAAACUUUAGGAGGGAAACGGCUCUUGCAAGGCGGGUGUUUUUCAUCAUCCUGAGUGAUUGUGUGUGCUGGAUGCCGGUGAUAGUGAUUGGUAUGAGGACCAUCAUCGAGAAGUCUUACAAAGCGCAAGGAGACCUCGCUGUCUGGAUUGCUGUGUUUGCCCUUCCGAUCAACUCGGCCUUGAAUCCUAUCCUGUACACCUUUUCAACAGAACAGGUAGUUAUGCGCUUUUAAUCCAUUAUAAGUAAUCAAGAUAAUAAAUUAGAUCCGUAAGUAGAUUAAUAAUGGCUAGUUACAGGAAGGGUAAUGGUUUUCAGCCGACUCGAAGCAGUGUAUAAUUCUGCUCAAGGCUGCUCUCUUUACCUGCAAUUGACAUUGAAAUGUUUUAAAAGCACUGCACAGGAGAAAUUCGUUAGUCUCUAUUUUGUCAUCGGAGCCCAGUUCAAGGAAGUGAGCGAAAUCUCGAUUGCUUUUGGCUAUUGCGUAUCCAGGUCAGAGGCAUUCUGAAGAACAAAAUGGAAAAAGUUUGGAACUACUUGAAGACCGUUUUCACCUGCUGUGGUCGUGAUCAGGAAGGUGCGAUGUAAUUAUCACAUAUUUGAAGAAGUAAAAAUACAGCUAACAGCUCCUAAUAAGAAAUAAACCGAACAACAGUGUAAACUAAUAGAUUGCUGCAAAUAUAGUUUUUGACUGAUUCAUUCAGUCACUCGUUCAUAAAUCAAUUCACUCAUGCAUGCAUGGAGGCAUACAUUCAAUCAUUUAUUCACUCGUUCGCUCUUUCGUUCUUUUAUUAGUCGCUUCAUUUGUUGUACGAACUACUCGAUCAUUGACUUUUCUUCGUUUUUCUUCUUUAAAACUCCAAGGAGAUGGGGAGCAACCGAACCAACAGGGAAUAGAAGACAACGAACAACAAGGCGGCGAGGGAGGUAAAUCCUAACGCGUAUUUCUGGAAACAUGGUGAAAACUGUAAAUUAGGGAAAUAAAGGGCAAUCUGUGACUAAAAACAUUUUUUUAUAUCCUCUUCAUUUUAAGGAGAAGGUGGGGGUGAACAAAUGGAACUGGUACAUGUUGGUGUGCAUCAUCCCUUACUAGGCGGGCUGCGUUUUCUAAUCCAAUGUUAUUCUUGUCUGGAAGAAAAAUACCGCGUUGAAGUGUUCAUUGCUGAUCUGUUUGUUUUUAAUUGUAUCCCUGGUGAUUUUGUUGUGUGCUCUGUUACCGGAGGGAUCUUUGACUGCUGACUUUCGUGCUUGCAAAUAGAGUUUAUUGUUAUCUUUACAAUAAAUCAUCCAACCUUUUUUGUUCAUCACGUUAAUCUCAAAUUCUAGAACCCAUUCCUUCAUUCGUUUGUUAGUACUUUCGUUCUCUAUAUUAACUGUAUGUUUCCUUUUUUUUUUUUUUUUUUAUAAACCUCUUUUCGUGUUUUUUUUUUCUUUAAAAAGGCCAAGGAGAGGGAGAGCAAGUGAACCAGCACGGAAUGGAAGACAAUCAAGAACAUGGCGGCGAUGGAGGUAAAAACCGUUUAGGUGUCAGUUAACAUAUCAUGAAAAUUUCAACUGAGGGCACAGGGUUAGUCUGUGUACAUUUUUUGUCUACUCCCUUUUUUUAAGGAGAAAUUGAGGGUGAAGAAAUUGAACUGGCAAGUAUUGGUGUGCAUCAUCCACAACAAGGUAAGGCUAGAGUUUCUAAUUCAAUGUAA
This is a messenger RNA of Pocillopora meandrina, 6682 nucleotides long. The record is from the annotation of a GenBank genome assembly. NCBI's taxonomy places the organism in Eukaryota, Metazoa, Cnidaria, Anthozoa, Scleractinia, Pocilloporidae.